Molecule: messenger RNA, 1910 nt
Organism: Pundamilia nyererei
Lineage: Eukaryota; Metazoa; Chordata; Actinopteri; Cichliformes; Cichlidae
Gene: slc13a2
Product: solute carrier family 13 member 2
Exons: 12
Coding region: 270-1910 (546 amino acids)
Biological process (GO): cellular response to lithium ion; fumarate transport; alpha-ketoglutarate transport
Cellular component (GO): plasma membrane
Molecular function (GO): succinate transmembrane transporter activity; alpha-ketoglutarate transmembrane transporter activity; fumarate transmembrane transporter activity
Source: RefSeq, a predicted model, not a curated record
UCUGUCAAGGAUGUUGAUCUCUUUGAGUUAAUGUUUGAUAUGCUACCAGAGAUAUAGACAGAAAAUUGCACUGAUUUUAUUCUCUUUACCACAGUGACUUUCUGUGGAGCAGACCUCUACUGUUAACCCACCUGAGCUCAGUUUUCAGCUCCACAGCUGCCCUGUGCCUCUUCUUCAUACUGACUAGUGUUUGUGUUAGCGUUGACCUACCUGCAACACUUAGAAAGAAAGAGUUUAUUUCAGUUGUUAGUUCAUUUUUUGAGAGCAUCAUGUAUAACUGGGAGAGAGUGCUGCAUCUUCUGUGGCACCACAGGAACUAUAUCAUCAUAAUCGUCACGCCGCUUGUAUUCCUUCCUCUGCCUCUCGUCUAUCCUUCAUCGGAAGCCAGAUGUGGCUACGCGAUCAUCCUCAUGGCUCUGUACUGGUGCACAGAGUGCAUGCCUCUGGCUGUGACUGCCUUACUGCCAGUCAUCCUCUUUCCUAUGAUGGGCAUCAUGAAGGGUGGAGAUGUCAGUAUUGAGUAUCUGAAAGACUCGAACAUGCUGUUCAUCGGAGGUCUGCUGGUGGCCAUCGCGGUCGAACACUGGAACCUCCAUAAACGAAUCGCUCUCCGGGUUUUGCUGCUGGUUGGUGUUCGUCCAUCGCUGUUAAUGAUUGGCUUCAUGAGCGUCUCGGCAUUCCUGUCCAUGUGGAUCAGCAACACAGCCACCACAGCCAUGAUGCUACCCAUUGCACACGCUGUGCUACAGCAGUUGAAAGAUACAGAGACCCAGGCAAAUGAGCGUGAUCUCCAGACCCAAGAUGCGGACAACCACGCAUUUGAGCUGGAAGUUCAAACCAAGCUGGAGACGAUAAACGAAAGAGACACACAGGAUCCUGUGUAUGUACAUGACACACAGCGAGAGUUCAGAGAAAAAGCCAUAGAAGCGAAGUAUGACCUUCUGACCAAAGGGAUGAGUCUUAGUGUGUGUUACUCUGCCAGCAUUGGAGGCACGGCCACACUCACAGGGACCACGCCUAAUCUCAUCCUCAAGGGCCAAAUGGACGAGAUCUUCCCUAACAAUACUGACGUGAUCAACUUUGCCAGCUGGUUUGGCUUUUGUUUUCCCAGCAUGGUGCUCAUGCUGGUGCUCGCCUGGUUCUGGCUUCAUUUUAUGUUCCUGGGCUUCAAUUUGAAGAAGUCAUUUGGCUGUGGUGAGAAAAGUGAAAGCGACAGAGCGGCAUACACAGUGAUGAAAGUGGAGUACAAGAAGCUGGGACGUAUCAAGUUUGCAGAGGUGGCGGUGCUCGUCCUCUUUAUCUUGCUCGUGCUUCUGUGGUUUACCAGAGAGCCGGGCUUCAUGCCUGGCUGGGCCACAGUGCUGUUCAAUAAGGACGCUGCGUUUGUGACAGACGGAACGGUUGCCAUCCUAAUGUCAUCGCUCUUCUUCGUCAUCCCCUCUCAGCUGCCGUUUAGCAAUUACGGAUACACAAAUGAAGGUAAGAGGAUAAAGGCUCCACCGGCUCUGUUGACCUGGAAUGUGGUUCAUGAACGAAUGCCCUGGAAUAUAGUGCUGCUGUUGGGAGGAGGUUUUGCUCUUGCUGCUGGCAGUGAGGCAUCAAAUCUAUCCAAGUGGUUGGGAGAAAACCUGUCACCUCUUCAGAAUAUUCCCCCCUUUGCUAUCUCACUGGUGCUUUCCCUACUUAUUGCCACAUUCACCGAGUGCUCCAGUAACACAGCUACCACCACCCUGUUCCUGCCCAUACUGGCGUCAAUGGCCCAAAAUAUUAAGCUCCACCCACUCUAUGUGAUGCUGCCCUGCACUAUUGCUGCCUCUCUGGCCUUCAUGCUACCUGUGGCCACACCACCCAAUGCCAUUGCCUUUUCUUUUGGAAACCUCAAAGUCCUAGAUAUGCUCAUCCAUAAGUAA